Messenger RNA from Brassica napus (rape), 833 nucleotides. RefSeq names its product reticulon-like protein B13. The transcript is spliced from 4 exons. Lineage: Eukaryota; Viridiplantae; Streptophyta; Magnoliopsida; Brassicales; Brassicaceae. The record is from RefSeq and is a predicted model, not a curated record. The coding region runs from base 101 to 724 and encodes 207 amino acids.
UUUCACACACACACCAUUCUCUAGAAUCCUUUCAAUUAUAUACAUCGUAAGCUUUUAUUUUCUUAUUUUACUACCAGCAUCAUCUAUUACCAUAACAGACAUGGCCAACGAUGUGUCCAAAAAUACAUCACCUAAAUCUGAAGAUACUACUUUGGAGGACAUAUACUUAUGGAGGAGGAAGAAACUAGCCUUCUCUGUACUUCUUGUCUCAACAGCGACAUGGGUUUUGAUCAAUAUUUAUGGUUUCAGUUCUAUAACCAUUGUUUCUUGGGCAGCCAUGGCCAUUGUCUCUAUGGUCUUUCUUUGGGGCAGUUUACUUCGCCUCAGCAAGGUUGAACCGGACUUGUCAGGGUUAGAAGUGUCAGACGAGUUUGUAGCAGAGACGGCGAGGUCGUGUCGAAAGCUAAUGGAAGAAAUUGUUAGAUGGAUGUUCACGGUCGGUGUUGAGAGUGAAUGGUUUGUUUUCGCUAAAACCAUUUUGGGGGUCUGGAUCUUGUCAAGAAUAGGAAACCUUCUCGAUUUCCAUACUUUUCUCUUCAUCGGUUUAGUGAUCGGCUUAACGCUUCCGAAGUUGUGGGAGAAGCAUGGAGAUCGACUACAAAAGCUAUCGAGGAAUCUUAAAGAUAGAUCAAAUGAAGCGUAUAAUAACAGUCGUGAGAAGAUUUUGAAAAUGAAGAAAAAGUUACAGCAUGGUACAGAGGAGAAAGUUAAAAAAGCAGAGUAAAUGGUACCUGGUGUUUUGUUUUGUACAAAAAUGUUACCUGUCUUGUAAAGCAAAAGUAUAUGUGUAAAAUGUGUAAACAAAAUGGAGUAGUAGAUUAUUAUUACCUGUC